CGUAGACCUACCUGUGUUAUAAGCAACCUCCGUAGAUUCGGCGGUACGUGCAAGUCAAGAACAGCAUUGUACCGGCCCGUUGCUAGGUUGGUAGCCGGAGAUGGGAUCGUACCAGCCGCUAUAUCAGAACGGCCACAAGCCGUCGUCGUCUCCGGCCAACGGCGUCGGCCCCGGCCAUUUCCACCAAAGAACCGGCUUCACCUGGCUCCUCUGCACCGUCCUCUGUUUGUCUCUGCUCCACCUCCUAUGCAGCCCCCCGCCCGCCUCACACGAGACUGUGGUCGCGCCCGUGCUACAACACAUCGCCAUUACCUCUGGCUCUGAUCAAGGAAAGAGAAGUUGCGACUACUCGGAGGGGCAGUGGGUGCGGGAGCCGGGCUACGCGCGGCGGUACAACGGAACGGAGUGCAACGUCAAGGACAGCGAGAACUGCGUCCGCAACGGGCGUCCGGACACCGGCUACCUCGACUGGCGGUGGCAGCCGGCGGCGGCGGGGUGCCGCCUGCCGGCCUUCGACGCUGGGGCGUUCCUCGCCGCGGUCCGCGGCAAGCACGUCGCCUUCAUCGGCGACUCGAUGGCGCGGAACCAGGCCGAGUCGCUGGUCUGCCUCCUGGGCGCGUCGUCGUCGUCGUCGUUCCCCUACCGCCUCGUGUACCGCGACCCGGAGCCCAGGACGCGCAAGUUCUGGCGCUGGGCGUUCCCGUCGCACAACGUGACGGUGUCCGUGUACUGGGCGCCGUUCCUGGCGCGCGCCACGGGCAAGUCGGAGGACUACAGCAUGCCCCACAACACAGUGUACCUCAACUCGCUGGCGGAGCGGUGGUCGGCCGACGCCGACACCAUGGACGUGGCGGUGAUCAGCACGGGCCACUGGUUCUGGAACCCGACCAUCUACUGCAAUGGCAGCGUGGUGCUUGGCACGCACCUGCUCCCAAUGUUCAAUUACACCAACAUCGGUUUGUUCUCGCCGUACCGGGAGGCCAUCCGGAUGUCGAUACAGCGACUGAUCGGCUCCGGCCGGGGCGGCGCCGGCCGCACCGUGGUGGUGGCGACCAUCUCGCCCGCGCACUUCGAGAAGGCAUGGAACGACCCCACGACGUGCGCGAGGACGGAGCCUUACAAGGAUGGGGAGAAGGAGGUGGAGACCCUGGCCGCGGAGCUGAGAAGGAUCGCUAGAGAGGAGGCCGACGCAGCGGCGGCGAGGAGCGGCGGGGACGGCUCCGGGGAGACGAGGGUCAUGGUGCUGGACGUGACCAAGCUGGCUUCCAUGCGUCCCGACGGGCACCCCGGCGUGUACAUGCACCGCGACCCGUUCGCGCGCGGCGUGCCGGAGCAGCUGCAGAGCGACUGCCUCCACUUCUGCCUGCCCGGGCCGGUGGACACAUUCAACGAGAUACUGCUGCAGAUCCUGACGAAGAAUCAGUGAUACGAUCUGAAUCGAGUUACGCCAUUACAUGCCUGCACGUAUAGUACGACAUCGACUGUGUGCCCGGAACGCACGCACGCACGCAUCGUGAAAUUAGCCGAUAGGUCCGGGUAGCGCGAAACUGCUAUCAUUAGCGGCCGGAAGCUUUUUCAUCAUCGUCCAUUUUGUCAUUGAGAUUGCACAAAUACAGUAGAGGAAAAAUCACGUAUGUCAUGGUAUGAGCUGGGGCCCCACCCUCCAGCUUUUCGGAGUUGCACUCCUAACUUUUUCA
Phragmites australis (common reed) is the source of this 1697-nucleotide messenger RNA. Its product is annotated as xyloglucan O-acetyltransferase 2-like. Gene Ontology annotation, cellular component: Golgi apparatus. The record is from RefSeq and is a predicted model, not a curated record. NCBI's taxonomy places the organism in Eukaryota, Viridiplantae, Streptophyta, Magnoliopsida, Poales, Poaceae. Gene Ontology annotation, molecular function: O-acetyltransferase activity. The transcript is spliced from 2 exons. The coding region runs from base 101 to 1426 and encodes 441 amino acids.